Cynara cardunculus var. scolymus (artichoke) is the source of this 1298-nucleotide messenger RNA. Its product is annotated as acetylserotonin O-methyltransferase-like. The transcript has 2 exons. The coding region runs from base 17 to 1081 and encodes 354 amino acids. The record is from RefSeq and is a predicted model, not a curated record. Lineage: Eukaryota; Viridiplantae; Streptophyta; Magnoliopsida; Asterales; Asteraceae. Gene Ontology annotation, molecular function: protein dimerization activity; S-adenosylmethionine-dependent methyltransferase activity; O-methyltransferase activity. Gene Ontology annotation, biological process: methylation.
UCAUUUUGAGUGAAAAAUGGUCACAGAGAAUAAAGAGAAGAGAAUCUCUUCCAAAGAAGAAGAAGCAGUGGCCCAACAAGAAAUAUGGAAAUAUAUUUUUGGUUUUGUUCCCAUGGCUCUUGUCAAGUGUUCCAUUGAUCUCGGGAUACCUGAUAUCCUCGAGAACCAUGAAACCCCGAUGACGCUUGCCGAACUUGCGUCAAAGCUCAACUGUUCUCAGUCUGUGUUGUAUCGGAUAAUGAGGUUCUUGAUCCACUAUAAGAUUUUUCAAGAGCAACCAUUAUCUAAAACAUCUGUUGGUUACGCUCAAACCCCUUUGUCUCGGCUUCUAACAAGGCAUGGAGAAAAUACCAUGGUCGACUUGGUGCUCUUAGAGACCAGUCCCAUCAUGUUGGCUCCAUGGCACAAACUAAGUGCUUGGGUUUUGGGUAACGGGAACUCGCCUUUUGAGGCAACACAUGGCAAGGAUCUGUGGGGAUUUAAUGUGGAAAAUCCUGGUCACAGUAAGCUCUUUAACGAUGCAAUGGCAUGUGCUACUCGGGUGGAGAUGGCAGCAGUGAUUGAAGGUUGUCCAGGGGUAUUUGAAGGGUUAAAGACGAUGGUGGACGUUGGUGGUGGUGAUGGGACGGCUCUACGGUGUAUUGUGGAAGCUUGUCCUUGGAUCAAAGGGAUCAAUUAUGAUCUCCCUCAUGUGGUUUCAGUGGCUCCUACAUCUACAGGUGUUGAACAUGUUAGCGGCAAUAUGUUUGAUUAUGUUCCAAAAGCUGAUGCCGUUUAUUUGUUGAAAGUACUACAUGACUGGACAGAUGAAAAAUGCAUUGACAUACUAAAAAAUUGUCGAGCGGCUAUUCCUCAAGAUACAGGAAAGUUGAUUAUCGUAGACACGAUUAUAGGACAUAAAGAAGAUGAUGAGUUCAAAGAGAUGGGAUUGUUGCUUGAUAUGGUGAUGAUGGCUCAUACAAGUGACGGGAAGGAGCGCACUUUGGAAGAAUGGUCGUACCUGUUUCAUGAGGCUGGAUUUACUCGUUACACCACAAAAAAGAUUCAAACUUAUCUUUCAGUUUUUGAAGUUUAUCCUUGAGUCUCAAAUCUCCAAUUUGUUUUCCAAACUGUCAAUGCUUUCAAAAUCGAAUUCAGAUUACCAUUGUGCUGGAAAUUGGAUCUUUAUUUCGUACCUUUGUAAUGUUGUAUUGUUCUCCAACAAAAAAGUUUGAUCUAUGUGUGAUAUGGAAAAUUACAAUAACUUGUAUUCAUCAUCUGUGGUAAUAUGAAUAAACAACUAGCAAUUUAGCUUUUUA